Messenger RNA from Eptesicus fuscus (big brown bat), 3103 nucleotides. RefSeq names its product adhesion G-protein coupled receptor F2. Gene Ontology annotation, cellular component: membrane. The record is from RefSeq and is a predicted model, not a curated record. The transcript has 10 exons. Gene Ontology annotation, biological process: cell surface receptor signaling pathway; G protein-coupled receptor signaling pathway. The coding region runs from base 187 to 2199 and encodes 670 amino acids. Gene Ontology annotation, molecular function: G protein-coupled receptor activity. NCBI's taxonomy places the organism in Eukaryota, Metazoa, Chordata, Mammalia, Chiroptera, Vespertilionidae.
CUGGGGAUGUGCCAUUCGGGGCCGGAUUGACUGCUUGGCGAUAUAGGAACCCAGCCUGCUGAUUUGUGGCAAGAUAUGACAAAGGAAAGGCACUGACCCCCUGUCUCCAUCUGCCAGGGAUCGGGGCAGAUUUGCUGGUGACUUGUUGUUGGCCACAAAGCGAGAAAGGCAGCUGCAUUGAAGACAAUGACUCAUACGUUUUUGCUGUUCUGCUUAGUGUUUCUUUUGCCAACAGAGUCCUGCAGGACAUUAUGCCAGGCUGCCAGCAAAAGCAAGGAGAAAGUGUCUGCCAAGCCACACGGUGCAUGUGAUGGCGUCUGUGUGGACAAUUCCCACUGCAGUCAACCUUGCCCUCCAGAUACUCCAGGAAAUAUGGGGUUUUUAUGUAGGCGAAAUAAAUGGCACAAGAUCACUGAUACCUGCCAGACUCUUACCGCCUUCAACAUCUUUGAGGAGGAUUUAAGUACAGUUCCAUCAUUUGGAAGUAGUAUACACAUAAAUGAAUAUGCCGGAAAGUCUGAGACCAUUGCCGAUAGGUUGAUGCAGAAGUGUCCGCAGGAUUUGUCCUGUGUCAUUAAGAACAUUCAGCGUUCUCCCCGGAUACCAGGAAACAUCGCUGUCAUCGUGCAGCUACUACACAACAUAUCGACAAUGCUGUCGACAGAUGUGGACGAAGCAAAGAUGCAGAGUUACAGCAUCAUGGCCAACCACAUUCUUGACAGCAAAAGCAUCUCAAACUGGACCUUCAUCCCUGAGAAAAACAGCAGCUGCGUGCUGCUGCACUCAGUCAAUAGCUUUGCAAGAAAGCUACUCAUAAAUAAAUAUCCCAUCGACAUAUCGGAUGUCUUUAUUCAUACUAUGUGCACCUUCAUAUCUGGAGAUAACAAUGGAAAGAAUUUAACUUUCUCAAUGAGAGUUAAUGACACCCGCAGUAGUGUCACUGGGAGGGUGUUGAUCAGCAGAGAUGAAGCCCAGAAGGUGCGCUCUCCUUCUCAGGUCAUCAGCAUUGCAUUUCCAACCCUUGGAGCCAUCUUAGAAACCAGUCUUUUGGAAAAGGUCACUGUGAACGGACUUGUCCUGUCUGUCAUUUUGCCCAAGGAACUUAAAAGAAUCUCACUGGUGUUUGAAAAGAUCAGGAAUUCAGAGGACAGGAGGACACAGUGCGUUGGCUGGCACUCGUUAGAGAGCAGAUGGGACCAGCACGCCUGCCAAAUGAUUCAGGAAACCUCCCAGCAAGCUGUUUGCAAAUGUAGGCCAAGCAAGUUGUUUACCUCCUUCUCCAUUCUUAUGUCACCACACACCUUGCGGAGUCCCAUCCUGACUUACAUCACAUACAUAGGCCUGGGCGUUUCUAUUUGCAGCUUGAUCCUUUGCUUGUCCAUCGAGGCCUUGGUCUGGAGCCGAGUGACGAAGACAGAGAUCUCAUAUUUACGCCACUUGUGCAUUGCUAACGUUGCGGCUACCUUGCUGAUGGCUGAUGUCUGGUUCAUCGUGGCUUCCUUUCUUAGUGGUCCAAGGACACACCACAAUGGAUGUGUGGCAGCAACGUUUUUUGUUCAUUUCUUUUACCUUGCUGUGUUUUUCUGGAUGCUUGCUAAGGCACUUCUUAUCCUCUAUGGAAUCCUGAUCGUUUUCCAUACACUGCCCAAGUCAGUCCUGGUGGCAUCUCUCUUUUCAGUGGGAUAUGGUUGCCCUUUGGUCAUUGCUGUUAUUACAGUUGCUUCCACUGAGCCUGGAAAAGGCUACCUACGGCCUGAGGCCUGCUGGCUCAACUGGGACAUGACCAAGGCCCUCCUGGCCUUUGUGGUCCCAGCUCUGGCCAUUGUGGUAGUAAACCUGAUCACGGUGACAGUGGUGAUUGUCAAAACCCGGCGAGCUACCAUUGGCAGUUCCAUGUUCCAGGAGGUGAGAGCCAUCGUGAGAAUCAGUAAGAAUAUCGCCAUCCUCACACCACUGCUGGGCCUGACCUGGGGAUUCGGAAUAGCCACAGUCAUCGACGAUAGCUCCCUGGUCUUCCACAUUCUCUUCUCCUUGCUUAAUGCUUUCCAGGGCUUCUUCAUCUUGGUGUUUGGAACAAUCCUGGAUCCAAAGAUAAGAGAAGCCUUAAAGAAUCGAGUAACCUCUGCAAAAAGGAUCUCCAGAAUAUCAGAGAACCUUUCUUCUGAUUUCUCUUGUCGCCACACCAAAGGGCCAAGCUAACAAACCAGGCCACACUCCUAACUUGGGAGGUCAUACAUUCCAGGAAUGGCAGAAGCCCCAGGAGAAGUGUGUUUAUUCCUGUCAUCUGGCCUCUGGGGAGUAUGAAGACAGCCUGUGGUGCUGAUUGAGGAGGGUGUGACAUACGGAAAGGAUAGAAGGCCCCUCUGUCUACUUCUGUGCUGCUAAUCGCUUCUCCCUCAUCAACUGACAACACAUAAAUGCCAUUCUGGGCAUCUACAGGGAACAGAAAGACAAAGUGGGCCACAGCAGGACCUUAGUCUUGUCGGGGCCUCCGGAAGAGCACUCUGGCUCAUCUUGGCAAAGGUGUCCUGGGAUGUCGCCUGGCUGGAUUCUGUGGGUUGCUAAGGGAGGGGCCCUCACCAACAGUUGUGCUGACACUAAGUAGGUCAUUGCCAGUUCUUUGUACAAAAGGAAUCCUAUUGCUAGCAUAUUCCACUCCUCCAAAUUUAAAUGGGUUGCAUGGUCAACCUGGCUUGGGUUUCAAUGCAACAUUUUUUGGCUGUGAAGCAAGUGAAAUAGGUAGAGCUUUUGAACCAGAAAGAUGCUCAUUUUAAGUUAAAGAGACUGAAGCCUAGCACAAUGGAUCACAGCUAAUCAAGGCUUGAGCCAGAGGCAAAAACCCAAGUCUGCAGCUUCCAGUCCUGGACUUUCUCCAAAGGCAAGGCACUGCUGAAGGACUCUGUCUACUCUGACAAUAUGAUUAACCCUCACCAACAGCAAGUUUUUGUUUGUUUUGUUUUGUUUUGUUUUUUUAAACCUGAGAUGAGAAAGGGGAAGUAUCAUGUUUCAAGUAGAGAGCUGCUCAUUUUCUUAUCUUUGUAUGUAAACAAAUUCAUCAUUCAAAUCAGGUCCGCCUGAUAGGAGAUCAGUAUUACAGAUAGAA